GGGUGUGUCAAGGCAGGGGUGCCCCAGUACUGAUUCCAAUGGAGGGCGCUCUUCCACGGCAGGGCUGAAGGCAGCAGCACAGUUCGAGGGGACACGAGAAGCCACGGGGCAUGUGGGUGAUCCUGGCUGGACUGGGGUGAGUGAGGAGCCAGGACAGCAAGUAGGGGUGGGGUGUGGGCUUGAUGCCAUGAAUCCCCCUCACCAUGAACCUGGAAGGCCUGGAGAUGAUCGCCGUGUUGGUGGUACUAGUCCUCUUCGUCAAGGUGCUGGAGCAGUUCGGGCUCUUUGAACCAGUCUCCUUGGAAGACAGUGUAGAGGAUGAGUUUGAGCUCUCUACUGUUUGUCACCGGCCCGAGGGCCUGGACCAGCUACAGGAGCAAUCCAAGUUCACCCGCAAGGAGCUGCAGGUCUUGUACCGGGGCUUCAAGAAUGAGUGCCCUAGUGGCAUUGUUAAUGAAGAGAGCUUCAAGCAGAUCUACUCACAGUUCUUCCCACAGGGAGAUUCCAGUACAUAUGCAACAUUCCUUUUCAACGCAUUUGACACCGACCAUGACGGCUCUGUCAGCUUUGAGGAUUUUGUGGCUGGCUUGUCCAUUAUUCUACGUGGCACUAUAGAUGAUCGGCUCAAUUGGGCCUUCAAUCUCUAUGACCUGAACAAAGAUGGCUGCAUCACCAAAGAGGAAAUGCUGGACAUAAUGAAAUCCAUUUAUGACAUGAUGGGCAAGUACACCUAUCCAGCCAUGCAUGAAGAAGCACCUCGGGAACAUGUGGAAAGCUUCUUUCAGAAAAUGGAUCGGAACAAGGAUGGUGUGGUGACUAUUGAAGAAUUCAUUGAGUCUUGCCAGAAGGAUGAAAACAUCAUGAAUUCCAUGAAGCUUUUUGACAAUGUGAUCUAGCUGGCCACUCCUGGAGCCCAGACCUUCACACACACCCCGGGACUUCUCUCCUUGGCGUAUUCCUCUGAGGCACUCUUCUCUUGGCUGCAUGGACAAAGCAGCCCCUUGUCCACACUGGACUAGGCAACUUUUGUGGAGACAAUCUUCAUGUAUUCAAGAUGCAACUGGGGGGAAGUCCCUGCAAUGGGAACCAAGUGGGAAGCUGUGAUUGGGUUGGGCCAAGGCCCACCAAGGGAUGUGGCCUGGCAUUUGCAAGCACUUUCUCUGGGCAUUGAAGACAAAAUGGAUCAAUUUGCUGCCUCCCCAGAAAGCUGCACUGUCUUGUCUUGUCACCAGUAGUGUGCCCACCCUUUAGGGCCUUCCAGAUCACAGCAACCCUUUGACCCCUCACUGGGGCUCCAAGCGGGUUCCCCACCACCAAACGGCAAUGCAAGCCCUGAUUGCCAAAGACUCACAAAGGAUUUGGUGUAUGUGCAAUCUUCCCCGUUCCCUUCAGGGAGGGGACUCCGUUUGAUCUGCACCAAGGCUCUCAUUGCACAUGUGCUAAUGCCUUGAUGUUUUCAGCAAGGGAGACAUUUCCCAGUGUCAAGGUAUCUUGCAGUCUUGGCACUAAAUACCACUUAAUUCUUUCUGGAGAAGAGCUGCAGCAAGGGAGAAGAGGGUGGGUGGGAUUUUGCUUUCUGGUUUCUUUCCUUUGCACCCACAACAGAAAGUGGAAAUGUUGUGCAAUUCAAGGGAGGCAGGGGCAACAGAAUCUUUGGCUUGCAUUUAGAAAUCAGGAGUGAAUCAUGUUGGGAUUUCUGUGGAGAGAAAGAGCACUUAGUCCAAUAACUGGGACAGAGAUUUUCCCUGCCCACCACCUGUAACUAUAGUGAAAACAAGGUAGAGGUGGAGAGGGUACCUCACUAGAAAUUUUUAGGUCAGAAUGGAAUAAGUCAGGGGCAGGUUUCCGCCAUGUGCCUUGUGCUAAGUGUAUUGACAGACAGAAAUUUGUGUUCCAUAAAGGGCCUUAACUUAUUGUAACCAUGUGCAUGGUAGGGGUGAAAGAGAGCAUGUAUGAGAGGAGUAGAUAAAGAAAUGCCCACGAGGAUCAUUGGUGGGUGGGAGACUUUGUUGCUCCUUCCUCUGUCCAGCAGCUUCAUGGCUUUCCCUUAGCAGAUGCCCACGUCUCUGUGAUGCUACGCCUUUUCUAUUACUAUCCUUGUGGCAAAAAGCCCGUGGGCCUUUCAGGAGCAUUGUGGGCAGCAAGCAAUUCAGAGCCUACUUAUGAAGCUCCAAGGGAGUGCCAGGCACUGUACCGGAAUGAGCCGCAAACCUGUCCCUGUACAGAGGGGUUUACAGUCCAUACUAACUGAGGAAGAUAAGGAUGUGGUAAGAGGGCAAUGGAGGUGGAUUAGGGGGAAGUCAGGUGGCAGUGGAAGAGUAAAUGGGUAAAAUGUGAAUUCAAGAAGUGCUUUGUUGGAAAAGUAGGUCUUGUGGAGGGGCUUAAAUGAAAAUAAGGAAGCUAUGUGAUGCCCAGAGACAGUAGUGACAUAGCAGAAGUGGAAAAGGAAACUGAUGGCUGAGGAACCUGGAGAGGCUAGCAUGGAAAGUAAGCAAAGGCAAAGUAAGAGAAGCAGCCUGGAGCGGAGAUAUAAAGAACUUGAACUUUAUUUUUGUGACAAGAGGGAAGGCCAGCAAUGAAGAGAUUACAAUAAGUCAAGAUAAGAGGUGACCAGAGCAUAGACAAGGGUUUUGUUAGGAAGUACAAGGAGAAAGGAAGAAGUAGCAAGAUGACAACUCUGAUAUAGACAAAGCAUAAGGAAGAGACAAAGAUAAUGCCAAAGGUUUUUGUGUGUG
This is a messenger RNA of Elgaria multicarinata webbii, 2735 nucleotides long. It is a transcript of the gene KCNIP2, whose product is annotated as potassium voltage-gated channel interacting protein 2. The transcript is spliced from 8 exons. The record is from RefSeq and is a predicted model, not a curated record. Gene Ontology annotation, cellular component: voltage-gated potassium channel complex. Gene Ontology annotation, molecular function: calcium ion binding; potassium channel regulator activity. NCBI's taxonomy places the organism in Eukaryota, Metazoa, Chordata, Lepidosauria, Squamata, Anguidae. Gene Ontology annotation, biological process: regulation of potassium ion transmembrane transport. Bases 204 to 896 code for a protein of 230 amino acids.